AUGCUCGCCCAACGUGAGGUAUAUGAGCUACCGCUGCUCGACCGCAGGCCAAACUACGAGAGGGACAGCCCGCUGGAGGCCAUCUAUCGAAUCUAUGAGCACAUCAUGCUAGACCAGCAUCUUGAGAUCCGCAACGAACUUGAAACAUUCUGGUACCACAACAAGUGGGCCGUACGAGACAUUCCGGAUCCGAAAGACCCAGACCCAGAGCGAUACGCUGUGCUUGCAUGCGUCCCCAAGAUUCUUUGUCUGUCCUUUAACCGACGCAUAGAGCUGGGCCUUCCUCGACACGCCCCAAGCAUCUUCACCGCCGACAUGAUGGACGAGUGGAAGACUCAGCCAAGGAAGUUUGAGGAAGAGCCAGCAUGGGUUGCUAGGGUUCCUCGCUUGGCUGAGACGCUGGCAAUCCCACACUGGGACAAUACACAGCGUGCCUUUGUCUCAUUGCCCGGCUUUGAAGAUGAGAGAGCGUCGCCCGAAUUCGCCGAGAAAAACAUUCUCAUCUGGGCACUGCAUAUUCAUUUCUUAUAA
Molecule: messenger RNA, 531 nt
Organism: Phaeoacremonium minimum UCRPA7
Lineage: Eukaryota; Fungi; Ascomycota; Sordariomycetes; Togniniales; Togniniaceae
Exons: 1
Coding region: 1-531 (176 amino acids)
Source: RefSeq, a predicted model, not a curated record